This is a messenger RNA of Episyrphus balteatus (marmalade hoverfly), 1024 nucleotides long. It is a transcript of the gene dmrt11E, whose product is annotated as doublesex- and mab-3-related transcription factor 2. NCBI's taxonomy places the organism in Eukaryota, Metazoa, Arthropoda, Insecta, Diptera, Syrphidae. The record is from RefSeq and is a predicted model, not a curated record. Gene Ontology annotation, biological process: sex differentiation; regulation of transcription by RNA polymerase II. Gene Ontology annotation, cellular component: nucleus. The coding region runs from base 334 to 1023 and encodes 229 amino acids. Gene Ontology annotation, molecular function: RNA polymerase II cis-regulatory region sequence-specific DNA binding; DNA-binding transcription factor activity, RNA polymerase II-specific. The transcript is spliced from 2 exons.
UUGAAACAUUCUCAUUAUACAAACUACCUAAAUGACAAUUUCUAUUUUUGGAUGAGACAUUCAACAGCCAGCAUCCAUCCCUUCGAAAAUCUUUGCCAGACAUCCAGUCGCCUUUGUCUGUCGCUAGUUGAUCUCAAAAUCAGUUACAAACUAAGCAUUCGAGUGGAAAGAUCACAUCAGAGUUUUGAAAUUUUCAAAAAACCUUUAACCACCAAGUUGAAAAGAUUAAAGGAUAUUUUUUGUGUAAUCUUUAAUCAUUUAAGUGGAACGGAAAAGUUCAACCAAGUUAUUAAAAAAACUUUUUAAAUUUAAAUCUAAACGAUCUUCGCAAACAUGUCGAACGAAAUUGAUGAGGUUUCUUCAAAAAGAGGAUUAAGAACUCCAAAGUGUGCCCGUUGUCGAAAUCACGGCGUAAUAUCCUGCAUUAAAGGACACAAAAAGCUUUGUCGCUGGAGAGAUUGUUCCUGUCCAAACUGUCAAUUGGUUGUUAAUCGACAAAAAGUUCUGGCAGCUCAUAUUGCUCUUCGUCGACAACAGACAUUAGAAUCCUUGGAUUCCAAUAUAUCAAAUCGUACUUCGCAAUCAAAGGAAGCAUUACUGGCUCAGAAGAUAAUUUACAAGCAAAAGCGAAGAACUCUCCAAAAAUCAUCAUUACACUUGGCUGCAGCAAUUGAAGAAUCACGUCAACAGUAUGCCUUCAUACAAUCGCCGUUUCUAGAUAGAAUUCGUAAACGAAGAGCUUUUGCUGAUCCAGAACUGGACAUGGUGAUAGAAGCUACAUUAGUUGCAGCUACUCAAAUGGCAGCAGUUCAGCAAAAUUUCUAUUAUCCUUUGGAUUUAAGUGCGGUGCAACGGCAAUCAUGUUAUAGCAAUCAAUAUGAGAUGCAUAUGAAAAGUUCAAAGCGUUUUGAUGCACUACCGAUUGGAGCAAAUGGAGAACCAAAUGAGUUUAAGACUGAUACCAGUUUAUAUUCAAAACGACCUAAACUUUCGUUUUCAAUUGAAUCGAUAAUGGGAAAAUGAU